GAGAGUUGAGUAGAAAAUAUGGAGUCGAUAUACAAUCUUCUCGGCUUGGAGUGGAUAGAUGGCAGGAGUAUUUUAAUAUUUUUGACUGUUUUUCUACUGUUGACAGAUUUUCUGAAGAACAGAGUGCCAAAAAACUUUCCUCCUGGACCCUGGGCUCUACCUUUCAUUGGUGACCUUCAUCGUAUCCAGUCUACCAGACUUCACCUGCAGUUGACAGAGUUCGCAGAAAAAUAUGGAAACAUUUUCAGCCUUCGACUCUUUGGUGGUAGGAUUGUGGUCGUUCAUGGCUACAAACUUGUGAAAGAAGCCCUGGUUCACCAAGGAGAAGACUUCAUGGAUCGCCCAACUAUACCCUUAUUUGAAUCAAUUAUAGGGAAUAAAGGUCUUGUGCUGUCAAAUGGUUAUCCCUGGAAGCAACAGAGGAGAUUUGCUCUUCACACAUUCAGAAACUUUGGUCUGGGGAAGAAGACCCUGGAGUCAUCCAUCCAGCAGGAGUGCCAGUAUCUCACAGAGGCUUUCGCAGAUCAGCAAGGCAAACCCUUUAAUGCUAAGAACCUGAUUAAUAAUGCAGUCUCAAACAUCAUCUGCUGUUUGGUGUUCGGCAAUCGAUUUGAGUACACUGACAAGCAGUACCAGUAUAUUCUCCAGACAAUAAAUGACAUUAUUCGAUUACAGGGAAGUUUGACAGUACGGAUGUACAACACAUUACCCUGGCUGAUGAGGUGGCUGCCUGGAUCACACCAGAAAACAUUUACCUUGUUAAAGAAAAUAGCUGAAUUUGUAGAAACUAGGAUCAAAGAACACCUGGAAAACUUUGACCCUUCAUCACCAAGAGACUACAUAGACUCCUUUCUCAUAGAAAUGGGAGAGAAGGAAGAUAAAGAUUCUGGGUUUUACCUUGAAAAUUUGAAGGCUUGCACAAUGGACCUGUUUGGCGCUGGAACUGAAACCACAACUACUACUUUACACUGGGGGCUUUUAUAUAUGAUCCACUACCCUGACAUACAAAAGAAAGUCCAGGCUGAAAUAGAUGCUGUGGUUGGUUCAUGCAGACAACCGUCUACAAGUGACAGAGAAAACAUGCCGUUCACUGAUGCAGUUAUUCAUGAAAUCCAGAGAAGUGGAAAUAUUGCCCCACUUAACGUACUUCACGUGGCAAACAAGAACACAACUCUGGAUAAGUACUCAAUCCCAAAGGGCACCAAGAUCUUGGCUCCAUUGCACUCUGUUCUACAUGAUGAGUCUAUGUGGGAAACUCCACAUUCCUUCAACCCUCAACACUUUCUGGACCAGGAUGGAAAAUUUAGGAAGAGGGAGGCCUUCCUUCCCUUUUCUGCAGGUAAACGUGUGUGUCUUGGGGAGCAGCUGGCCAGGAUGGAGUUAUUCCUGUUUUUCACCUCCCUGCUGCAGAGGUUUUCAUUGUCUGCACCUGCUGGAGAGAAACCCAGUCUGGACUUCAUUUUGGGAGCCACACUCAGUCCCAAACCUUAUCGUCUGUGUGCUGUGCCACGCUAGAGCACGAGUUAUCCUUAACUGAGCAUGUCUGUUUCUCUACUCUCUCAAUGACUGUCUUCUGCUAUUGUUUUUGAUGUUCAAGAAUGUUAUCUCUCUCUCUCUCUAGUGUAAGUGUAAUAGAAGCAGAAAACCAACUUUAAUAAAGCAACUGACAAAUUCUGAAUUGA
Oreochromis aureus is the source of this 1682-nucleotide messenger RNA. RefSeq names its product cytochrome P450 2J2-like. The record is from RefSeq and is a predicted model, not a curated record. Gene Ontology annotation, cellular component: cytoplasm; intracellular membrane-bounded organelle. Gene Ontology annotation, biological process: xenobiotic metabolic process. Bases 19 to 1515 code for a protein of 498 amino acids. Lineage: Eukaryota; Metazoa; Chordata; Actinopteri; Cichliformes; Cichlidae. The transcript is spliced from 9 exons. Gene Ontology annotation, molecular function: oxidoreductase activity, acting on paired donors, with incorporation or reduction of molecular oxygen, reduced flavin or flavoprotein as one donor, and incorporation of one atom of oxygen; heme binding; iron ion binding.